GGCGGCAGGGGCGGGGCCGGGGUGGUGCCAGGCUGCAGCGGGCCGGGCAAGAUGGCUGCCGUGGAGGCCGAGCUCGGGCUGCCGUUCACCCUGGAGUCGCUGCCCACCGACCCCCUUCUGCUCAUCUUAUCCUUCGUGGACUACAGGGACCUAAUCAAUUGUUGCCAUGUCAGUCGAAGACUCAACCAGCUCUCAACUCAUGAUCCUUUGUGGAGAAGACAUUGCAAAAAAUACUGGCUGAUAACCGAGGAAGAGAAAUCCCAGAAGAAACAGUGCUGGAGAUCUCUCUUCAUAUCUACUUACUCAGAUGUAGGAAGAUACAUUGACCAUUAUGCUGCUAUUAAAAAGGCCUGGGAUGACCUCAAGAAGUACUUGGAGCCCAGGUGUCCUCGGAUGGUUUUAUCUCUGAAAGAAGGCGCACGUGAGGAAGACUUGGAUGCUGUGGAAGCUCAGAUUGGUUGCAAGCUCCCUGAUGAUUAUCGCUGUUCAUAUCGGAUUCACAAUGGGCAGAAGUUAGUGGUUCCAGGGUUGCUGGGAAGUAUGGCACUGUCCAAUCACUAUCGCUUUGAAGAUUUACUAGACGUCGAUAUGGCUGCCGGAGGAUUUCAGCAGAGACAGGGACUGAAAUACUGCCUCCCUUUAACCUUCUGCAUCCACACGGGCUUGAGUCAGUACAUAGCUGUGGAAGCUGCAGAGGGCCGGAAUAAAAACGAAGUGUUCUACCAAUGUUCAGACCAAAUGGCUCGGAAUCCUGCUGCUAUUGACAUGUUUAUCAUAGGUGCUACUUUUACUGACUGGUUUACAUCCUAUGUCAACAAUGUUGUAUCAGGUGGUUACCCCAUCAUCAGAGACCAGAUUUUCAGAUAUAUUCAGGACCCAGAGUGUGUAGCAACAACUGGAGAUAUUACAGUUUCAGUGUCCACAUCAUUUCUGCCAGAACUCAGCUCUGUCCACCCACCACACUAUUUCUUCACAUACCGAAUCAGGAUUGAAAUGUCAAGGGAAGCACUUCCGGAGAAGGCCUGUCAGUUGGACAGUCGCUACUGGAGGAUAACGAAUGCUAAAGGGGAUGUGGAAGAAGUUCAAGGACCUGGAGUAGUUGGUGAAUUUCCAAUUAUUAGCCCAGGUCGGAUAUAUGAAUACACAAGCUGCACCACAUUUUCUACAACAUCAGGCUAUAUGGAAGGGUAUUAUACCUUCCAUUUUCUGUACUUUAAGGACAAGGUCUUUAAUGUUGCCAUCCCCCGAUUCCACAUGGCAUGUCCAACAUUCAGGGUGUCUAUAGCCCGAUUGGAAAUGGGUCCUGAUGAAUAUGAAGAGAUGGAAGAGGAAGCUGAGGAGGAGGAAGAAGAAAAUGACUCAGCAGACAUGGACGAAUCAGAAGAAUCAGAGGAGGAUGAGAAUGAAUCAGAUGAGGGUCAAGGGGAGGAGAGACGGAGGAGGGUCUUUGAUGAGCCCAUUCGCAGACGCCGUUGCUCGCGACUCUUUUAGCUGCUGCUGCUGCUGC
Molecule: messenger RNA, 1507 nt
Organism: Peromyscus leucopus (white-footed mouse)
Lineage: Eukaryota; Metazoa; Chordata; Mammalia; Rodentia; Cricetidae
Product: F-box only protein 3-like
Exons: 1
Coding region: 52-1491 (479 amino acids)
Molecular function (GO): protein binding
Source: RefSeq, a predicted model, not a curated record